Molecule: messenger RNA, 12011 nt
Organism: Hyposmocoma kahamanoa
Lineage: Eukaryota; Metazoa; Arthropoda; Insecta; Lepidoptera; Cosmopterigidae
Gene: CadN
Product: neural-cadherin
Exons: 22
Coding region: 133-9192 (3019 amino acids)
Biological process (GO): multicellular organism development; calcium-dependent cell-cell adhesion; cell-cell junction assembly
Cellular component (GO): plasma membrane; catenin complex; adherens junction
Molecular function (GO): cadherin binding; calcium ion binding
Source: RefSeq, a predicted model, not a curated record
GACGCCCUUGCGUUUGGUUGUAUGACGCUGCGCGCGGCUAGCAUCUGUCAAACGUUCCGAUAUCUACCGAUAACGAAUUCGCUCUUCCAAAGUGUAAAAUGUGGGCUAAGUGAGAAGUUCCUUGUGUGAGGCAUGGUGCGCCCAGUGUUGUCGGCCGGAGCUCUGCUCUGCGCCCUGGGUCUGCUGCUAGAGGCGCAAGCACUCACAUUGCUGCCCCACGACGUCCGCCCCGGCCAUGCCGUCCAUCAUUUUGCUGGCAACCACUCGCAUUACACCCUCCUAGACCCUGAGUACGCUCCAUACUUCACCCUACUCAACGAUGGCCUCCUUAUGACCACUGCCGAUCUCGAACCGCUUUUAGAUCGACCGCUCAAUUUGGCCAUCUUAGAACAAACACCGUUUAGUAGCUCAGCACACUCCAUCCAUCUCCUAGUGGUGGAUAGGAAACGAAUGCUUCAUUUCCCUACAAACGGCGAUUUGCAAGGAGAAAUCCCAGAAAAUUCACCCGCUGGAACUGUCAUCGAUCUUCCACCCAUACGAGCUACCGCAUUAGUGGAUAUCGGUCCUGUAGCUUACAAAAUAGUAAAAGGAAACGAGGAAAACAUUUUCGCCUUGCGUGACAAAACCAAAGACAGUGUUCCUGAAGUAAGAUCUGUAAUCACGGAGGGUGAUGUGGAAAUAAUAGCAACGCGACCUUUGGAUACCGAAGAAAAGAACGUAUACGAUCUUAUUAUACAGGCAACGGAUUUACACGGGGCAAAUAAAGGUAGCCUUCCUAUUCGUGUGCUCGUGACAAAUGAAAACGAUCAUGCACCUAUUUUUGAUCAGAGUAUUUAUUAUUUUGCUGUUAAUGGGACUCCGAACGAGAACGGUCCUAAUGGGACAGGACAUUGGCAAAGAUUUUCAAACAUUGGAAAGGUGCAUGCUUAUGACGCUGAUGGUGAUAGGAUUUACUACUCGUUGAUGAAUCCUAGCAAUUUGGCGGUCAUAGUCCCACAAACCGGCGAAUUGAUUUUGGCCGGGGAGCCGGAUAGCCACGAAGCGGAAUUGAGGGUGCUUGCACAUGAUACUGGUACUCCGUCGCGUAAAAGCCGACCAGCACGCGUGUUUCUCGAGUUUGUAAUCCGCGAUCGUAGAAACCUCCCAACGCUUCACCGCGAGAAGCGUCGCGUUACCCGUGCAGUUCGACCGACGAAGCGUAUUGAAUUUACUGAAGGCGAUGGUGAAGUAGAAGGACGAGCUGUGUUUACCCUUGAAAAAGAAACUGACCGGGAAACAUUCAAAAUUCGGGACGAAAAUCCGUGGGUUACCGUAGAGCCAAGUGGUGUUGUGAAAGUUAAAAAGAAGUGGGACUAUGAAGAAUUAGGACCUGAGAAGACUAUCGAUUUUUGGGUCACCAUUACCAACGCUGGAAAUGGAGUGGCUUUGAAAUAUACGGACAACCAACGCGUCAUAAUCCACGUAAAGGACGUCAACGACGAGCCCCCGUACUUCAUCAAUCGACCACUUCCGAUGCAAACUGUAGUUCAACUGAACGCAGCUCCGAACACUCCGGUUUUCACCUUGCAAGCUAGAGAUCCUGACACUGAUCAUAAUAUACAUUAUUUCAUUGUGAGGGAUAGGACUGGUGGACGGUUUGAGGUUGAUGAGAGGUCUGGAGUCGUCCGAACGAGGGGCACUGACCCGUUUCAACUGGAUAUGGAAUACGUGUUGUACGUUAAGGCUGAGGAUCAGAACGGGCGCAUAGACGAGCGACGGUUCCAGUCGACCCCCGAGGAACGGCUGAGCAUCGUGGGUGGAAAGAGAGCUCCUCAAUUCUACCUGCCCAGCUACGAGGCCGAAAUCGCUGAAAAUCAGAAAAAGGACUCUGAUAUAAUAUCAGUGAAAGCGAAAUCGUUUGCUGAUCGUGAGAUCCGAUACACUCUAAAGGCGCAAGGGCAAGGAGCUGGCACCUUCAACAUUGGGCCCACGUCAGGCAUUGUCAAGCUGGCCAAAGAACUAGAUUUUGAAGAUUUGCGACAGCCACAUGUGUAUUCUCUGGUUGUCACCGCUACAGAGGAUUCUGGUGGUUUUUCGACUUCGGUUGAGUUAACAAUAAGAGUGACUGAUGUAAACGACAAUGCUCCGAAAUUCGAGCUACCUGAUUACCAGGCGCAUAACGUCGACGAAGACAUUCCUCUAGGCACGAGCAUCCUCAAAGUCAAAGCUAUGGACGCUGACUCCGGGAAGAACGCCGAAAUCGAGUAUUUAGUUUCAGAUGAUCACUUUAGUGUGGAUUCCAACGGUAUAAUCACGAACAACAAGCAACUAGACGCUGAUAAUAACAAUGCUUACUACGAAUUCAGCGUCACUGCGAAGGACAAGGGAGAACCAGCUAAGACCGGGACAGCUACCGUUAGAGUUUAUACUAAGAACAAAAAUGACGAAGAACCUAAAUUUUCUCAACAAGUGUACACACCUAAUGUAGAUGAAAAUGCUGGCCCUAAUACUCUAGUGACAACUGUCGUAGCUUCUGACAAGGACGGUGAUAAUGUAAGAUUCGGAUUUGUCGGAGGAGGCACAAGCUCAGGACAGUUCGUUAUAGAAGAGAUCACCGGUGUAAUUCGACUUCAUAAUAAGGCAAUAUCACUAGAUAGAGAUAAAUACGAAUUAAAUGUAACAGCAAUGGACGAUGGAGCAUGCUGCGUCAAUGGGGAUGCUACAAUACACACAUCUACGGCUGUAGUUGUUGUAUUUAUCACAGACGUAAACGAUAAUAAACCUAUCUUCAAAGACUGUCCUACGUAUUUCCCGAAAGUUGAAGAAGGCGCACCUAAUGGUAGUCCUGUCAUCAAAGUACACGCGACUGACGAAGAUAAGGGUGUAAACGGACAAGUUAAAUACUCUAUAGUACAACAACCAAACCAGAAAGGAACGAAAUUCACCGUAGAUGAAGAAACAGGAGAAGUAUCGACGAAUAAGGUGUUUGAUAGAGAAGGUGACGACGGAAAGUUUGUUUCGGUGACUGUAAAGGCAACUGACCAAGGCGAACCCUCCUUGGAAGGUGUGUGCUCAUUUACCGUCGAAAUCACAGACGUCAAUGACAACCCACCCUUAUUCGAUAGACAAAAAUAUGUGGAGAAUGUAAAACAAGAUGCCAGUAUUGGCACUAAUAUUUUGCGAGUAUCAGCAUCUGAUGAAGAUGCCGAUAACAAUGGAGCUAUUGUAUACACUCUAAGUGCUCCCUACAAUCCUGCAGAUAUUGAAUACUUUGAGAUCCAACCCGAAUCGGGGUGGAUCGUACUUAAGAAGCCUUUGGAUCGGGACAGGUACCGACUGCGCGUGCGCGCCUCGGACAGGGGCGACCCGCCAUCCUCUGCAGACGUGGACGUUGAAUUAGAUGUGGUAGACAGGAACAAUAAGCCCCCCAUCUGGGACAUGUCCACGUAUGGCCCCGUUCACAUCAAAGAGAAUGUCACAGUGGGUACCGUAGUGACCAGUGUGAAAGCAAGCUCGGGCAUUGAGAACAACCCGACCGUGUUUUACCGGCUGAUGCCCGGAUCUACUGCUCAAACGAACAAGUUCCACACUUUCUAUUUACAACAAAGAGCCGACAAUGGGUUCACUUGGGCAGAUAUAAAGGUUAAUCAUCCGUUGGACUACGAGAGCAUCAAGGAGUAUAAUCUGACGAUCCGUGUAGAGAACAACGGUGCACAACAACUGGCUUCAGAAGCGACGGUUUAUAUAAUGCUGGAAGACGUCAACGAUGAAAUCCCCCUCUUCACUGAAAGAGAACAGGAGACUGUCCUGGAAGGAGAACCCAUCGGGACUAAAGUUACGCAGGUCAACGCUAUCGACAAAGACGGCACUUUUCCUAACAACCAAGUGUACUACUACAUAGUGGACUCCCCCCGCAAUGAGGGCAAGGACUUUUUCGAAAUCAGCAUGCAGACGGGCGAGAUUUUCACCAAGGUGGUCUUCGAUCGGGAGAAGCAAGGUGCUUACGCGUUGGAAGUGGAGGCGCGUGAUGGAGCUCCUUCGGCUCGUCCUAAUUCUGACAAUCAACCUAACUCAGUUACCAAAUUCAUUCGCAUCGGCAUCGCAGACAAGAAUGACAAUCCACCAUACUUCGACAAAGAACUGUACGAGGCGGAGGUCGACGAGAAUGAAGACAUUCAACACACUGUACUCACCGUCACCGCCAAAGAUCACGAUGAAUCGUCGCGUAUUCGAUACGAGAUCACGAGCGGGAACAUAGGUGGCGCGUUCGCCGUCAAAAACAUGACGGGCGCAAUCUAUGUCGCCGGCGCCCUCGACUACGAAACCAGGAAAAGGUACGAGCUGAAGUUGGCGGCGUCGGAUAACCUGAAGGAGAACUACACGACGGUUGUGAUCCACGUGAAGGACGUGAACGAUAACCCGCCCGUGUUUGAGCGCCCUACCUACCGCACCCAGAUCACCGAGGAAGAUGACCGCAAUUUGCCAAAACGCGUCUUACAGGUCACCGCCACUGACGGUGACAAAGACAGACAACAAAACAUCGUAUAUUUCCUAACCGGGCAAGGCAUUGACCCUGACAACCCUGCGAACAGCAAGUUCGAUAUCAAUCGCACAACCGGAGAAAUCUUUGUGCUCAAACCUCUGGAUCGUGAUCAACCUAAUGGACGACCACAAUGGAGGUUCACAGUGUUUGCUCAAGAUGAGGGUGGUGAAGGCCUCGUGGGAUAUGCCGACGUCCAAGUCAACCUUAAAGACAUUAACGAUAAUGCGCCUAUUUUCCCUCAAGGAGUUUAUUUUGGAAAUGUAACCGAAAACGGCACGGCUGGCAUGGUCGUUAUGACAAUGACUGCGAUUGAUUAUGACGAUCCGGCUGAAAGCAAUAACGCAAAGCUUUGGUAUUCAAUAGAAAAGAAUGUGAUAGAAGAAGAAACUGGAUCUCCUAUUUUCGAGAUCGAACCUGAAACUGGUGUAAUAAAAACUGCAGUUUGCUGUUUGGAUCGUGAAAGGACACCUGAUUACUCUAUACAAAUCGUAGCAUCCGAUGGAGGGGGUUUAAAAGGAACAGGUACCGCAUCAAUAAGAGUCAAAGAUAUUAACGAUAUGCCCCCGCAGUUCACAAAGGAUGAAUGGUUUACCGAAGUCGAUGAAACUGAUGGCACUAAUCUUCCUGAAAUGCCCAUUCUUACUGUCACCGUACAUGAUGAAGAUGAAACUAAUAAAUUCCAAUACAAAGUUAUUGAAAAUAGUGGAUAUGGUGCUGAUAAAUUUACUAUGGUUAGAAAUAACGACGGUACAGGAUCAUUGAAAAUUGUACAGCCGUUAGAUUAUGAAGACCAAUUACAAAGUAAUGGCUUCAGAUUUAGGAUACAAGUUAAUGAUAAAGGAGAAGAUAAUGACAACGAUAAAUAUCACGUAGCUUAUUCGUGGGUAGUAGUUAAACUUAGAGAUAUUAAUGACAAUAAACCGCAGUUUGAAAGGGCUAAUAUAGAAGUGUCAGUUUAUGAAAACGCCGAAGUCGGCAAGAGCUUAGAAACGUUCAAAGCAACUGAUCCGGAUCAAGGUGGUAAAAGUAAAGUAUCGUACGCUAUUGAUAGGUCGUCGGACAGAAAGCGACAAUUCUCAAUUAACCAAGAAGGGACAGUCAGCAUACAGAGAUCUUUAGACAGGGAGGAUACGCCACGUCACCAAGUCAAAAUUUUGGCCAUUGACGAUGGAGUUCCACCAAGAACUGCUACUGCUACUCUUACUGUUAUAGUCCAAGACAUAAAUGACAAUGCUCCUACAUUCUUGAAAGACUAUAGACCGGUUCUUACUGAGCAUAUUACACCUAAGAAAGUAGCUGAAAUUUUAGCAACGGACGAUGAUGAUAGAUCCAAGAGCAAUGGACCACCAUUCCAGUUUAGACUUGACCCUGGAGCGGAUGACAUUAUAAGGGCAUCCUUCAAAGUAGAACAAGACCAGAAGGGUGCGAACGGUGAUGGCAUGGCUAUUGUUUCUUCUUUGCGGUCAUUUGACAGGGAACAACAGAAGGAGUAUCUCAUUCCAAUCAUAAUCAAAGACCACGGAAAUCCAGCGAUGACAGGAACAAGUACGCUGACGGUAGUCAUUGGUGACGUAAAUGACAAUAAAAUGCAGCCCGGAUCAAAAGAUAUUCUCGUAUACAACUAUCAAGGGCAAGCACCUGAUACUGAAAUUGGACGAGUAUAUGUUUACGACCUUGAUGACUGGGAUUUACCAGAUAAAAAAUUCUUUUGGGAAAGUACAGAACAUCCAAAUUUCACACUGAACGAAGAGACAGGUAUGAUACAAAUGAAGCAUAAAACAAAAGAAGGUAAAUAUCACCUAAAAUUCAAAGUAUACGAUCGAAAACAUACACAAACAGACGUACCUGCAAAUGUUACAGUGUAUGUUAAAGAAAUAUCACACGAAGCUAUAAUAAACUCCGGGUCGAUACGGAUAUCAGGUAUAUCAGAUGAAGACUUUAUUAGAGUCUGGAACUAUAAAGCUCUUGCCGUUUCUCGAAGUAAAUUAGACAUUUUCAAAGACAAGUUAGCUGACCUGUUAAACACGGAACGAGAAAAUAUUGAUGUGUUCAGUGUACAACUGAGAAAGAAACACCCACCUGUGACUGAUGUCCGGUUUUCAGCACACGGUGCUCAUUAUUACAAGCCAAUCAGAUUAAAUGGUAUCGUAUUGAUGCACAGGGAAGAAAUUGAGAGAGCGGUCGGAAUCAACAUUACAAUGGUUGGUAUAGACGAAUGCAUUUAUGAGAACCAAAUGUGUGAGGGCUCUUGCACAAAUGUUUUAGAUAUCAGCAAUCUUCCGUAUAUGGUUAAUGCAAAUAAAACUGCAUUAGUUGGUGUUCGAGUAGAUGUGAUUGCAGAAUGCACUUGUGGAGCCAGAAACUUUACUCAGGCAGAAACUUGCCGCAACUCGCCGUGCUAUAAUGGAGGCAGGUGCAUUGAAGGGAAAUAUGGUUUAACAUGCUCCUGUCCACCUGGUUACACCGGACCAAGAUGUCAACAAACUACAAGAAGUUUUAGAGGAACAGGUUGGGCUUGGUAUCCGGCCCUGGAAAUGUGCGAUAGUUCACAUUUAAGCUUUGAAUUUGUUACUAGAAAAUCCGAAGGUGUACUGUUAUACAACGGGCCCAUUGUACCACCGGAGCCUGAAGAAAUAAUGGUAUCCGACUUCGUCUCUGUAGAGCUGGAAAGAGGACAUCCCAGGCUUUUGAUUGACUUUGGGUCGGGUACCUUAGAACUGAGAGUCAAAACUAAGAAGACUUUAGAUGACGGUGAAUGGCAUCGUAUCGAUAUAUUCUGGGACACUGAAAACGUACGAAUGGUUGUAGAUUUCUGUAAGUCUGCUGAUAUUCAAGAAAUGGAAGAUGGUACUCCUCCAGAAUUUGACGAUUCGACCUGUCAAGCCACAGGAACCAUACCACCGUUCAAUGAAUACCUGAAUGUUAACUCACCCCUACAGAUUGGUGGUUUGUACAUAGAACACUUUGACCCUACACAUUAUCAUUGGCAGUACAUGCCAAUUGGCAAAGGAUUUGACGGAUGUAUACGAAAUCUGAUUCAUAACAGCAAACUAUACGAUUUGGCACAUCCAGGCAUGUUUAGGAAUUCUGUUGCGGGAUGUCCACAAACUGAAGAAAUAUGCAAUCAAGCAGACACUACUUCACGAUGCUGGGAACAUGGAACGUGCGUUGGAAGCUUUUCUGAAGCUCGUUGCCAAUGUCACCCUGGCUGGACUGGACCAUCCUGCAAUUUACCUACAACUCCGACGAGCUUUAGGCCUCAAAGCUAUGUUAAAUUCGCUCUUAGUUUCGAACCUGACAGAUUUAGUACACAAAUUCAACUGCGAUUCCGAACACGUGAACCCCAUGGGGAACUUUUCAGAGUCAGUGACCAACAUAACCGUGAAUAUGGCAUACUCGAAGUGAAAGACGCACGUUUACAUUUCCGAUACAAUCUAAAUUCAUUGCGCACUGAAGAACGUGAUGUAUGGUUAAAUGCUGUAGCUGUCGAUGAUGGUCAAUGGCAUAUAGCUCGUGUCAGUCGGUAUGGAAGCUCCGCUACAUUAGAAAUUGAUGGUGGUGAGGGAAGGCGAUAUAACGAAACCUUUAAGUUCGAAGGUCAUCAAUGGCUACUGGUUGAUAAGCAGGAAGGAGUUUACGCUGGCGGUAAAGCGGAAUAUACCGGUGUGCGAACCUUUGAAGUAUAUGCUGAUUUCCAAAAAGGUUGCUUGGACGAUAUCAGGUUGGAAGGCAAGCACCUGCCGCUGCCUCCAGCUAUGAACGGCACUCAAUGGGGUCAGGCUACAAUGGCUAGAAACCUGGAUCGCAACUGCCCUUCUAACAGUCCUUGCAUCAACGUCCACUGCACUGAACCCUUCGUUUGCGUCGACCUGUGGAACGAAUAUGAAUGCACGUGUCCAGAAGGAUCGACGCGUUCAUCUGGCACUUGCGUGAACAUCAACGAGUGUUUGGAGAAUCCCUGCCAGAACGGAGGCACCUGUAUCGAUAGAGAUCGAGUGAGAAGAUACGAUUGUAUUUGCGCCAUUGGUUACACUGGACAUGACUGCGAGCUGGAGCUAUUAGCUUCGGGCAUCAUCACGCCCUCAAGGGAUUUCAUUAUAGCUAUCAUUGUCUGUUUGUUUAUGCUUCUAGUCUUGGUACUAGUGUUUGUGGUAUACAAUCGCCGCCGCGAAGCUCACAUCAAAUACCCCGGCCCCGAUGACGACGUACGAGAGAACAUCAUCAACUAUGACGACGAGGGUGGCGGUGAAGACGACAUGACCGCCUUCGAUAUCACGCCUCUACAGAUCCCGAUUGGCGCACCUUUGCCUGAUCAUGCCCCUACUAAAAUUCCUUAUCCACUGAUGGGCGUCGGUCUUGGUGUGGGCCCGAUGGGCGUGGGGGUGGUGCCGCCGGGCGUGGGAAUGGCUUUACCGGUGCCUGGUGAGACGAACGUGGGCAUGUUUAUUGAGGAACACAAGCGGCGAGCUGACAGUGAUCCUAACGCACCACCUUUUGACGAUCUGCGCAACUACGCUUAUGAGGGCGGCGGCAGCACUGCCGGUUCCCUUUCCUCACUCGCUUCAGGUACCGACGAGGAGAACCACGAGUAUGAAUAUCUGAACGCGUGGGGCCCGCGCUUUGGGAAACUAGCGGACAUGUACGGGCCGGACAUGGACGAGCAACUGUAAGCGCAUCCCAGCGCCUGUACGCCUGUGUCCUUUAGUCAAUUGUCUCCCACUUCUUGUACACUCUACCACAGCAACCGACCGCCUCGGGAGGUCUUCUAUACCCCAGAUAUUAAUUUUGUAAAUAACGAAACGUGGCGACCGACCCCUCUACUUUGAUGGGUCGCCUCUCCCGCCGACUUGUAACUCUUAUCAAUUUUAUACAGCUUUAUUUGUAGCGAACAAUGUUUAGCUUAAUUAGUCGUUUAAGAAACUCAUUUAAUUGCGUAAUUUUAUAUAAAAAUACGUUCACCAAAUAUUUGAUAUAAGUUUUUAUUCUAGUUAGCCAUAUUAUGAGUCAGUAUUUUAUUGGAAUUUGAAAUAAGCAGAUUUUUGCCGAAGAGCCUGGCAUGAUACUGAAUGAAGGGUGUAUGUAGAUAGUGUGCUAUAAAUGUGAAUAAUUUAUACGAGUAUUUUGUAAGUCGACAGCUUUACGUGAUGUCACUGUUUAUGGCCCUUCGGCAUUAAUUCAAUGUAAUGUAAGUAACGUUAUAUUUUAAAAUAACGGUAAGUUAGUAAGUUCAUUCAUUGUCCGCUCGGACGUGAAGUCGAGUUUUAUAAUGCUCAUUACGGGACUUGGUGUAUUUUCAGGGGAAUGUACAUACAUAAAGCUAUAGGACCGUAAACAGACGAAUACGUUUAAAUUAACGCAGCAAUAACGACUAAAGUUGGGAGAUUUAAGCGAACUGUAUAGUAACCGGUGUUCCUCUUCUAACUCUCCACUGUAGUGCUAGGAUUUAGAAUUUGUGAAAACGACUAUGGUCUACUUAUAAUAGUAGAUAAAAUAAUAGUCAAGAGCUGUGAGUUAUUUGCUGAAUGAGUGAGAUUGAGCGAGUGCAUGUUUAUGUGUGCGGGUUUAUGAGUGAAUGAAUGACGAGUGUGAAGAUUGGUGAGUGAAUGGGAGCGGCGAGUCUCGCCGCCGUCGAUAUGAAUGGGACUGUGCCAAUUUAUUAGCAUUAUCGAUACAGCUAUGACAGUAGACAGUUAAGUGUUUGCACUUUAUUUAUUCGUAUAUUUAAAAUAUUAAAUUAGUCGCACCUAGGAAAAUAUCAGUAACUUAUUAAGAGUGUUGUGCUAGAUUACUAUUUCGAUCGGUUUUGACGUGAGAUAGUUGGCGGAACCGUUAGAAGUCACUAUUUAUAAAUUAAUAAUUAAGAAUUUAUAGUAAAGUAAUUUAAUAAACUUAAGGUUCUCAAAACUGUCUCACAUCGACGUUGAAUUAUGAUCAGUGUACAUUUUAGAAUUAUUGAAUUGCGUUAAAAUGACUGAUUUUAUUAUGUGUUUGAAAGCCUAAGAUUCUUGUAGUUCGAUUGUUUAAUAUAGACUUGUCUACCCUAUUGUAAGUUCACCCAAUAGUUUGCACUAACAAGAUGAUAUUAUUCCCAUACAUUAAAGCAAUUCUCGUUGAAUAUUAUACUUAUAAGUAGAAAUAAAAAUUUAGACCGAGUUAUUGAACAUCACGAUUUCACGAUUCUUUUUUAAUAUCAUUACACUGCCAGUAAUCGUCUAGAUUAAAUACUAUAAUGUUUUUGGUCCGUUUUUAUAUUUCAGUAUUAUACAAAGUUAUACUAUUGUACAUUUUGGGACUCUUUUAACACAAGCCGCUUUUUUCUUGAUCUAUUUUACUUGUACACCAAUUUUUAUUUUUUUUAAACAAGCUCUGCGUUGUCUUUUAUAUAAAUACCUUUAUUCCGUCAAUGUAUGCCCUUGCCCUUCCUAGGUGUAAUUGUAAGCAUAGCAAAUUGUUUCUAAACGGGCAAGCAACUCAAUAAAUUAUCGUUUAUAGAGUGCCAGGUCUGUAAUUAAAAGUAGUUGAUAAAUACAAUGUUAAAAUAAAUGUUUGAUGUCUAAUUAAAUUAAGCAUUUUGACGCCCAUCAAUGCAGCUUGAAGUACUUAAAAUUUGCAGGCCACCGUUUUGUGCAACGGCCUGCAAACGAUGAAAACACAACAUAAAGCGGGGGCAUAAAAUUGUUAGAUGAUAUCCUGCAGUCUUAACUAUUUUUUUCUCUUCUUUUAUUUCCGAAUACACGAACAUUGAACACCGUUUCCAUUUGAAAAUGCAUCGUCACAAAACAUUUUUAUAUCUCGAUUACGUUCAAAUUUAAAUAUCGGUGGACGUCUAGUCGUUUAAGAUUAGUAAAGAGCACGGCCAUAAAGUUAAAUGUAACGUUUCAACGUACCUAUACAUCGUACACUGAACAUGGUGAAGUCGUUAAUAUUUUUGCAAAUUAGUAACAGCAAUAUGUAAAUCAAGCCUGUUAACCUGUUAAGGAAUACCAUUAAUGGGUAAUUUCCAGGUUACUUUUCUCUACCUAAUGUCGGUGGCAAUUUUUAAUAUUUAGGUAUUCGAGUAUAUUAUGAAAUAUUCAAUAAUAUUUAUUUAAGUUACUAUACUCGAAUACUAAAUAAUACUUCAUGAUAAUAUUCUAGAAUACUUAAAUGACAAAAUUACCAUACUCUUAAACUUGUCGUCUUUAAUCCAAUUUCUUUUACGAAUUUGUACAUAUUUUUGUACGAAUGUGUACAAAUAAUUGGAAUCAACGAAGUGUGAUGUUGUAGGGAGAUUUAAAAAGUUUUGUGCCGAUGACAAUUUAAUUGAAUGGAUCGGUGAUCGGAGACGGCAGAGCACACAGCCCCAGUACAAAGUAAGUGCGCGGACGUACCUAUACGCGAACAGGCGCUAGUGCACGUCGUUUUAUUUAAAAUAGACAUUAAUUAAUUGUAUUAUAACCGACAUAGUUAUGUUUUGUUUCAACUGUGAUUAUUUAGUUGUACAACUCCG